CUGCCCAGAGGCGCGUUUCGUUCAGAUUCAGAUCCUGAUUACCUGGCCGAGAGGCACCAUGGUAACGGCGGUAACGGCGGUCAGUUCGGUGCCGGCUGCGUUUGACUCAGUGUAACGCGCGAACGCACUCUACCGCUAACCGGUCGCGGUGCACAUGGCAGCCGACGUGUCACCGGCUACAGGGAAAACGACUGAAACGGAUACGCUUCUGACUGGUGGUAACUUUUUUUUAUCUCUACGAACUUGCGAGCGCGGAACGGCAUUAUGCAACAAGUUUCAAACUUUGCCGCACUAAGGCAAAACCCUUGUUUCUGAGGUAAGAAUGCCGUUUCGUCUGCGAUACACACACUAUUGCGGAUAAUGUUUGACGCAACGACAAAAGCGCGGUCGUCUUACUCAACCCCGGAUGAGUCUUCUUGGUAGACCGCUCAACUACAGAGCUUCACGACGGGAUGCUCGCUAUCGUCGCAUUCAAAGCCGGGUCUAUAACUUCUUGGAAAGGCCUAGGGGGGUUGCUAUCUUCUACCAUAUGAUAGUAUUUUUGAUGGUUUUUACAUGUUUAACUCUGAGUGUUUUUUCAACGAUUGAAACUUAUGAAGAUAUGACAGUGCAAGUUUUAACAUAUAUGGAGUCGUUCGUAGUAGUCUGGUUUGCCGUUGAAUUCAGCUUGAGGCUUUGGUCUUCGGGAUGUCGUUCCCGCUACCAAGGGUAUAUUGGCCGCCUUAAAUUUCUUAGACGUCCAUUCUGUAUUAUAGAUGUUAUAACCAUUGUGGCUUCCGUUGUUGUAUUAGUCAUGCGAUCACGAGGACAAGUUUUAGCCACUAGUGCCCUUCGAGGUCUGCGUUUUUUUCAAAUUUUACGAAUGGUACGAAUGGAUCGCCGCGGAGGCACAUGGAAACUAUUAGGAUCAGUAGUGUACGCGCACAGACAAGAGCUUAUUACAACGUUGUAUAUUGGAUUUUUGGGCUUAAUUUUUGCGUCGUUUUUAGUAUUUCUGGCAGAGAAAGAUGUAAAUAAAAAUUUUUCAAACUUUGCCCAAGCUUUGUGGUGGGGUGUCAUCACGUUAUGUACGGUUGGUUACGGCGACAUGGUCCCUGAAACUUGGCAAGGCAAAAUUAUAGCUUCUUUUUGUGCACUCCUCGGUAUAUCAUUCUUCGCACUGCCUGCUGGUAUUUUAGGAUCAGGUUUCGCUUUAAAAGUCCAACAGCAACAAAGGCAAAAGCAUAUGAUUAGGAGAAGGCAACCAGCAGCGAUGCUUAUUCAAUCGCUUUGGCGAUGUUACGCGGCAGACGAACACUCGUUGUCUGUUGCCACUUGGAAAAUACAUCAAGUCCCCUUGCCAAGUCCACCUUCACGAGUGUCGAGCAGUUUUAAACAUAACGCAUCGUUCGUGAGCCGAUUGCCAACAAUCCGUCGUCAUAAAAGUACUUCGCUUCAUUCGCCAUCAAUGCACAAAGGGCCACCGAGAAGUGGUAGAAGUUUUGUCGACAUAAACGCGUCGGCGGAAAAUUUAGGCGGCGUCAGUAACAACGGGACGCGGAAUUUGAACGCCAGCCAUAGCGAGGACUCGGUCGCAGAAACGAUGCUAUCGAAAAAAAAUUCAGAUGAUGAAGAUGAGGAGCCGCGAUACAUACAGCUGACGAAUCAGCAUAAGGGUGCUAUCCGAGCUAUUCGUAAGCUCAAGUAUUUUGUGGCACGAAAGAAGUUUAGAGAGGCCUUGAAGCCGUAUGACGUUAAAGAUGUUAUUGAACAGUACUCUUCUGGGCAUGCAGAUCUUUUGAAUAGAGUGCGAAACUUACAGUUCAGAUUAGAUCAGAUCCUAGGAAAACAAGGUUCGAAAGCAAAAGAUGUCUAUGCUUCCAAAAUCAGCCUAGCUUCUAGAAUAGUCAAAGUAGAAAGACAAGUAGACGAUAUAGAGUCUAAGAUAGAUCAGCUUUUGGAACUUUACAUGGAAGACCGGAAACGACUUCUUGCUCUUCCUUUCGUGCAACAAUCCGUCGAUAACAUGCCUCCGACGUCGAGUAUUUCGAAUCCAUCGUGCGCGGUCCUCAAACCCAAGCCAAUCCUCGUCGACAAACAAUCCUCGGAACCCAGCUCGCCCAUAACGAAAAGCUUCAAAGAGCCCCCGCAAGCCCCAGUUAUCAGAAGGCCGAUGCAUCGCGGGUUCUCCGAUCUAGGAAAUCGCAUAAAGAAAAGGGUAACGUUGAGUUCAAUUUCGUCGAAUUACGUGUGUCCGUCGGAUAGCAUGCCUUACGACGGUGAAGUGGUUAUCGUUGUUCCUGCCCUCAACCCGCCGCCGCCGCCCCCUUCCAGUGGUGGAGAACCAUCUGCAACGACCAGUGGCGCAAUUUGCAUGGCGGAAAUCCAAACACAAGAGCGAGAAUUGGGCAGUCCGCGGACGGCGACGGAAAGUUCGGAGAAGGACACGCUACUAACCAAGGAAUACCUGGAAGAUACGGAAGAUCAGGAUACUACAGAAACAACGUUACUGUGUCCUAUAAAAUCCUCAGAAAUACUCAUCACACCAAUGACAUUAGGAACCUCAAGAGAUGUUUUUAGUGAAAACAUAGGCCUAACACAGUCACAAACCGAACAAAAAUUUAUGAAAGACAAUGUAUGAUACAACUUACAAAUCAUGUACCUACUUAUAUUGAACGUUAAGUUUUUAAAAUAUUGUAAAAUAAUUUGCAUUUAGAACGUUUUAAAUAAAUAAAAAAAAAUAUUAGAAAAGUAAAUUUUAAAAAAUACGAAUAUUUUUAACAUGUACUGAACUUAGGGCACAAUAAUGACGCUUACUAAUGAUAAAAAAUCAAAUUCAUAACAUUUUAAAACUUCUUCAUCGGCGAGUGAAAGUUUGCUGUAGUAUCUUGUCUUAUCAAAUACUUUGGAAUUGUGUUUUAAUAAAUAUAAAAUUAUUUGCAUAGGAAACUUUUCACAUUUCGAUUCUACAUUGUACAGCGAAUUAGGCUGUUUUAAAUAUGCUUACAAUUAUUGCUUAUAGAAUGAUUAGAUUUUUACGAACUCUCUUUAAAUAGUGAAUUUUAGCAGCACGUCGUAUAAACAACGACCAAGUAUGACCUAAUUGAGUUUACAGCGUGUCAAUUAAAUCAUAAACUAAAACUUUUUGUUUAAUUCAAGCUACUGUAAACGUGCUGGUGAAAUUCACGCAUAAUAAUAUAUCGUUUUAACUUUGAUAUUCAACUGAGUUUUAUACUGUGAUUCGUUACUAAUUAAAUAUCUUAAUGUAGAAUUUAGUUACGUCAGUUUUUUUACAUUAUUCCAUUUCUCACUAAACCAUAACAUUUGUUA
Messenger RNA from Zophobas morio, 3309 nucleotides. RefSeq names its product potassium voltage-gated channel subfamily KQT member 4-like. Gene Ontology annotation, molecular function: voltage-gated potassium channel activity. Lineage: Eukaryota; Metazoa; Arthropoda; Insecta; Coleoptera; Tenebrionidae. Bases 407 to 2620 code for a protein of 737 amino acids. Gene Ontology annotation, biological process: potassium ion transmembrane transport. The record is from RefSeq and is a predicted model, not a curated record. Gene Ontology annotation, cellular component: membrane; voltage-gated potassium channel complex. The transcript is spliced from 17 exons.